AUGCUCGCUGCUCUCUCUUUCUCUUUUGACCACAGCUUGGACUUUGAGAUUGACAAUUUGAAGAAUACCAUCAGCCGCUACAUCGUCACACGAAUGUUUCAUCACAACCCUCACUCCAAGUCCUUUUCCCUCGGUAAGGAACACUCCACGUUCCGCUCUGAGGAGAUCUACCGAGCUUGGGUCGCUGUGACCAACGACGAACGACUCCAGAGAGCACUUACCCCGGAUGACCUCAUCCUUCUGUACAUCUGCAUGGUGCAGUACAAAUGGUGGCCCGAUCUGGUUCGUAAAUACGAACACCGGUUCAACUCAACGCUCCUCCAGGAAUAUGGUAAAGUUAAAGGAGACCUCCAGGGUACGUUUGAAGAGACUUUCAAGUUGUUUCUUUCCCGCACUUGCUUUGGAGCGCAUCCUUGGAUGGAAAAGAUUUCAGGAUCCCCUUCCUCUGAAGACAGCAGCGAAAGGUACAGGCACUCCCCCAUCGCCGGACCCUACUCAAUCUUCCAGCCUCCCUCUGGAAAUCCAAACAACUUGGAUAAUACUGAGCGCCAGCUCCGUCAUGACCGCAGAGAGGCAUCCGUUAACUCUGCUGUUGACGAGUUCUCCGACCUGAUCGAGCUAUACCAAUAG
Fusarium poae is the source of this 630-nucleotide messenger RNA. RefSeq lists its product as uncharacterized. Lineage: Eukaryota; Fungi; Ascomycota; Sordariomycetes; Hypocreales; Nectriaceae. The record is from RefSeq and is a predicted model, not a curated record. The transcript has a single exon. The coding region runs from base 1 to 630 and encodes 209 amino acids.